Messenger RNA from Trichophyton rubrum CBS 118892, 1926 nucleotides. RefSeq lists its product as uncharacterized. The transcript is spliced from 2 exons. Gene Ontology annotation, cellular component: cytoplasm. Bases 1 to 1926 code for a protein of 641 amino acids. Lineage: Eukaryota; Fungi; Ascomycota; Eurotiomycetes; Onygenales; Arthrodermataceae. Gene Ontology annotation, biological process: cellular response to oxidative stress. The record is from RefSeq and is a predicted model, not a curated record.
AUGGCCCAGCCCACAGAAGCAUCUGAUCCCUUGAUCGCAGCUCUCCCUCCGGCUACGGACUACUUGACCUACCUGACGCUCGUCGAAUACCAGCUGACCCCUGCUCGGUUGCCGGUCCUUCACCAGGUCCUUCAAGAUGAGACGCUGACUAUAAACAUCGGCUGGGAUCUGGUCAACAUACUCAUUCCACUUCUGCCGCACUCGCGGGAAUGUCUCGACGAUAUUGCGAGGCUUGGAAACCCAAGGGAGGUUAUCCUGCGGGUUUCAGAGGCUUUGAUGAAGCUCCAGGCCACGGAAGACGAUUCUCUAGAAAGUGAGGAUGAGGAUGCAAAUAAGCAGGCUAGCGAUCAGCGGCAUCUUCCCCUCCAUAUUGUGCAGUUCAACUGCCUCUUAUCAAUGCUUUCUACGCUGCACUCACGGAUAAAGACGAAAUACACAAGUCGUUUUGUUGCAACUUCUCUUCACGCUGUUUUGGAAGCCUACUCAGAAUUCCCCACUACAGAAACCACAGCUGCUAUCCUGGAGCUCCUACGAGAUUUAUCAGGGGGAAAGCGGCCGCCUCUACCCCCGCGAUGUCCUUCGGAACAGGCACUCAACCGCUCUACCGGAGACAAGGCACCAGAUCCCGAGGCGGAUGAACAUGCGGAGGGAGACUCAACAGAUGAGGCCACUGAGGGAAAGUUGACUCAAAGGUUACUGCAGUUUGGCCUUAUCGAAACGUUAAAAACAUAUCUCCUACAAUGCGUGGACGAACCAGGUCCUGCCGGUAUGCAGUGGGCGAUCCGUGUUCAGGAGAAGCUUGAUACUCCUCGUGCGGAUGUUGUGAUCCCCACAUGUAUCGACCAAUUUCACAACGUCGAGUACCUGCGGGAGAGGGAUACUACCUUGGGCAAGAUAGUGGCCUUAUCGAGAGACUUUGGCCUAGAGACAGAUAUGUUGCAAAAGAUAAUAUUUAAAGGAGAAAGUGACCUUCCACCUCCUCUAGAUUUUGAUAACCUGCCUAAUUCUCCUGAUGAGAUUCCGCUGGAGAGGCAUGGAUGUAUUCUUCUCCUUGCUGCGCGAUUUGUGACAGCUACGCUCUUUGGAUCUGGUACACAGGAGCAGCCUCUACAUUUAUAUCCAGACAUUGUUAAUAUCCUGCUUAACUUCCUUGGAGAUUAUGCAUCCCCCUAUACUGCGGCAGCGGAGGAACCAAUCGCAUUGAUCGACUCUAUCCUGUCCCUUGCCGCUGUGGCCAAGACUAGCACUUCCGAAGAUGCUGAAGACGAAGAAGGAUUCAAGACCCUUGUUUAUGGGUUGACAGCUUGUUCUCGUGGCCCUGCUCAAUUCAAGGCCUUCACCCGUCUAGGGUCCAUUCCUGCUCGGGCAUUCCAUGUAUACCCGGAUAUUCAAGUGAGAUACAAUUUAAUGCUGGAGAUUCUUAGUGAAGAGGAGUCAGAUUACGCGAGGUUACCCGCCAUACAAUGGCUUAAGGAAGAGCUUAUAUCACACUCUGCUAAUCCGGCUGAGACUGAGACCGACAACCCAUUCUCUGAUCCUGAGAGUUUCACAUUCUUAUUUCAGUCCAUCUACAAAUUCUCAAGUCCAGCACAGACGUCUACCACAUCUUCUGCUCCCGAGGGUAUAAAGCCUGAAGUAUGGAUGGAGUUUACCCAGGAGAUUGCACCAAUUUAUCUUGAAAAGUUGAACUUUUAUUACUUCCUCUGCAAGUCGUCUAAACUUGCUGAGCAACUCCAUAUAUCUACUUUGCAACCGAUAUUCGAUGCAAGGUUCCUAGAUCCCCUCAAGUCCUUCAUCAGCUGUCUCUCGAGUCCUGCCGUUCUUUUACAUAUUGAAACGGAGAUGGGUGAAGCUACAGUGCAGAUGGGUAUGAGUGCAGCUGAAGUGGUUUUACAGAUCAUUUCGGAUAUUGAGCGUGCUACAUAA